CGUAAAGAAUCACCCUGGAAACCGUAUCUCGCGUCGUACCACCCCAAAUUCCGAUUUUUAUCUGUGAAUCUCAUUGAUCCUCUUUUUUACCUACUUAUCAACUUUCUAGGAUGCGUUCGAAGAUACUUCAGUGUCAUAGACACAAGCCUAAUUUGUUUUUGUAGCCCAUUCUAUCUUCUAAAAUCUUCAUUUUGGCUACGAGCAGCCUUUGUCUUUCCCUAUCCAUAAUGGCGGAUCUACAGCAGCCUUCUCCGGCUAAGCGGAAACUUCCCUUCAAACGCACAGCUAGGCGCAAAUCAACCGAGGCGGUAGAUGAUGAUGGAAUCUCUCUCUUCAGCCGUUCUGGCGAAUUCUUCGAAGAACAGCAGAGACUUGCUAAAGAAAAGGUAGAAAAGGAGAAGGCUGAGAGGGCAGCUAAAGAGCAACGAGAGCGAGAGGAACGAUUAAUCCGUGAGCGCAAAGCAGAACAGGAUACAUUAACUAAAGAGCCCACCUACGACCAGGGAUCUCCUCAGAAACGCCGUCGUAUCUCGCUUCCUGACGAAGAGGAAGGUAAAGAUAGCGGUGAUGAUGAUGAUGAUAUAUUCAGCUACAAACCCACUAAGAAGCGAAAGCCUCCUCCUGUGCCUUUUACACCCGAUUCCAAGCGAGAGAGUCCAUAUGUGACCAGUACGAAGGGGUCCGAGGGAUCGAGAAGACAUGGUACACGUUCCCAGUCGGUGAACGUUGGUGCGCCCGUGAUCUCUUUAGACGACGACGACGACGAUGAUCCUACCUUCAUGCCAUCUCCUACAAGGCGUCCUCUUCUUCAACGCCCCCAUGAGGAAACUGAUCAGGACGUAGUUACACUGGACGAUGAGAGCGACCCUCAAGCCGAAGAGGCUAAAGGGCAAAAGGAAGACGAAGAAGAGGACCCUUCCGAGUACUAUGUUAGGAUCGCGAUGGAACGGGCGCAAAAGGCUAAGGAAGAACGGGAAGCAAGAGAAAAAGGAGGCGGCGGUUCGAUAGGGAACGAAUAUGAUCCAGUCGUGCAGAUCCUUAUUCAUUCCAACCUAGCCGGCGUUCAUACAUUAAUGUUUAGGCGUAAAUUAUCGCAGAAGUUGACAGUGGUUUACCAGACAUGGAUCGAGCAACAAGUAGCUAAACAUAGCCUGAUACCACGUUCUGUAUUGGAUACCAUGUUCUUCACCUGGAGGGGAAACAAGGUGUAUCCACACACAACCUUGCAAACAUUAGGCAUUAAACCGGAGCGCGAUGGUACGCUGUAUCCGAGCUGGAAGGAGGACCAAGAAGGAUAUCACGGGCGAGACAAGGUGUUCUUCGAAGCGUGGACGCAAGAGCUCUAUGAUGAAUACUUGGAGGAAAAGGAGAAACAGCGACUGCGUGACCUAGGGGAGUUGAUAGAUGAGGAGCCCGAAGAAAAACAAGAACCAGAGCAAUCGCAAACUUCCCAGGGAGACCAGAAGAUUCGCGUGUUCUUCAAGGCAAAAGAUCAACCGCCCACGAAAGCGACAGUACGCUCCAGCACCACAGCUGCUCAGCUAAUCAAGCUGUAUCGACGACUCGCGAACAUCCCGGAGAACAAGACUAUCGAGCUUCAUUGGGAUGGUGAAGUCUUGGAUUCGGACACUACAGUAGGAGAGGCGGAUAUCCAAGAUAUGGAUUCCCUCGAAGCCCAUAUCAAGUGAGACGACAAGGGGGUCAAGAGACAGUUAUUAUCCUUGCAAACGAGGUAUCAAGUCUUAGUAUUUGUAAUAUGACGAAGGUAGGGGAGGCAUGUCUGAUGAUUAACAGACGCCUAUCACGAAAUAUAACAUACAGCUCAUGAUACCCACGAUAUUCUUAGAGGCUUAGUGGCUCUACUAAGAGACACUUUUCUUUUAUGUCUCAUCAUCUACGAAGUACAAAUAAAACCUGCUUUGAUUCCAGACCAGAACG
Daldinia loculata is the source of this 1938-nucleotide messenger RNA. RefSeq lists its product as uncharacterized. Lineage: Eukaryota; Fungi; Ascomycota; Sordariomycetes; Xylariales; Hypoxylaceae. The transcript has a single exon. The coding region runs from base 228 to 1688 and encodes 486 amino acids. Gene Ontology annotation, molecular function: protein binding. The record is from RefSeq and is a predicted model, not a curated record.